Messenger RNA from Symbiodinium sp. CCMP2456, 423 nucleotides. NCBI's taxonomy places the organism in Eukaryota, Dinophyceae, Suessiales, Symbiodiniaceae. The record is from the annotation of a GenBank genome assembly.
GUUCGCGAGCUUUUCCGCCGGAACGUUCGGUGGGUGCACCCGGACCACUGGGCGGAUGGCGAUGCUUCCGAAGACGGGAAGGACGAGCAGGUGUGCGCGGCGUUCGAGGCGAGCCAGUUCGGAAUGAAGCUGCUGGUAUUCCAGACCUACUACAUUCUGAGAUCCCGUGAACUCGGGCUGGACUCUAUGGAAGCGCUGAAUGCAUGCCGCGGCCGCCCGGCCACCCAUGCCUUGGCAGAGUUCCAGACCGAUUGCCGGGCCAUUAAGGAGCUUGGUUCCUAUCAGGAGUUCUUUGUCUGGCUUCAAAUGGAGAGCUACCUCGACAGGGACCUUCACACCAUGCUCUGUGAAGCCGUCGAUGAAUCUGAAGAUCGAGGCUACAAUCACGGCGUGCCCAAACCUGGAGGUUACAGUGCUGGAUAA